AUGGAUCAGGAUAUCAAUGUUGACGACCUCUUUGGGGAGUCGGGUCCGCUGGAUCUGGGCCUGCCAAACGCUCCGCCCCCAACAAAGGGCCUCGCACAAUGUCAAGAUGAGAUGCGUCUCUUAGGGUGUCGACAGAAGAUUGCCUGGUCUCGAUUGGGAUGUAUUGCAUAUAUAUCGUCAGAUGGACUUCGAGUCAAUCUACGUCAUUUGAAAUGCAAUAGUUCAGUUGGAAAAUGGGCUCUGAGUGAUGAAACUCCACUCGCACCAGUUACAGAAACCCAUGGUGGCAAUCAACUUGUACACCUAUCUUGGAAUGAGACUGGCUCCGAAAUGGCGGUCGUCGACUGCCUCGGGAGAGUUUCCAUCUAUUCAAUCUCGCUCGCUUUGAAUAGCAUCUCACCUGUACGACAGGCCCAGUUGGAUUCUAGCGAUGAUAGCAACCAGAUUGUUGGCAUGAUGUGGCUCAACACCCAGCGAAUGGCAAGUACUUAUCCGAUGCUUCUCACAAUACGUCUCCAUGCUUUCCACCAAGCAGCCAAAGUCAAUGGCCGAUGGGCUUACACGCCCUUUCGUCGUCGCCCAAUUGGCCCCUUUCACCCGGCCAAUAAGAAUGCCCUGAUCUGUGUUACCCGGGCCGGCCAGAUUCGUCUGAUGUAUCAGAAUCCAGACAGCAAAUGGACCGAACUCCCUGCAGAGCUUAAAAACACUGGGUAUUCAGAUAGAAUGCUGACCCAUGCAUCAAUUGUAGCAACUGCGUCUGGCGUCUUGAUUGCCACCUACUCUGUGUGCCAGAAGAUAUGUCUAUACAGGGUAAACAUCACAUGGAACCCGGAUAAAUGGGAGAAUACGCAAGUCAAACAAGGCGCGCAAUUCCCGAUUCCAUCCUUUCGGUUCCAGCAUUGCAAGAUCGAUAUGCCAAGCAGUAUAUUGAAUGUCACUCGGGGGGUUGAUGAACACCUGAAUCAAUCAUUACCAUUCCCCAACUCCAUCUAUUCAUUGACUCGACUUGAGAUCAUGCCUGGUCAAAUCGAUAGCCCGACUGGUUCAACGGCCAUCCCCUGGAUCCUUGCCGUCUUUGCCAAGCCCGUCCAUGCUACACCUGAAUAUCCUGACCAACAAGGGCCUCCAAGUAUGAUUGUGCGAUGGCAAUUGGAUAGUGCUCCUCAAGCCUUCCAUCCAAAGUUCGAUGAAGUUACAACAAGGAAAAGCAAUAGUCAACCUAAGUCCAAGAUGGAGUUGCGUCGUUUAGAUGAUAUCCAUUGCGAUAAAUAUAUCAUUUCGGUAGAUAUAGUGGAGCAUGGAACUGCUCUGGCUGUGACACACGAUGACAGCUCCGUCACGUUUUAUGAUACGCGAACGAUGGCCGUUUUCAACGGACUGGACGACACCAGUACUGUGACAUGCCUGGCACAAGCAGGCUUUCAGUACCCUAUAGACUCAACAGGGGUAUCCAUUGCUUUCUCUCCUAACUCUUGUGUUUCUGUAUUACUGGAUACAGAGGGACAACCCCAUUUGAGGUUGAUGGAACAUACGUUCGGAUCUAAUGAUGGUCUAUAUGAUGAAACCAAGUUUUCUUCUGCCGUCGCAGCACUUACACUUGGCUUUAGCCGGGGAUGCGGUGCUGAAGUGAAUACGGAUGAUAUUCUUAUGGUAGCACUGAGGUUGCUUAGACAGGAAACACAAUCCGUAUUCAUUGGUGAAGUGUAUCGUGCACUUCCUGUCAAUUGUAACUUCACAGUGGAAACAGAAAAGCUCAUGACCCAUCCUUACAUUCCUCGAUGUUUGAGCUUGCAAGCUGCACUAGGCUUCAAGGGAAGAUUGAAACGUCGUGGUCUUGCGUCCUCCGUUACCUGGACAACUCUUCAGCUACGCCAUGCUGCUGUCCUAAUUGCAUAUUUCUUUCAGCACGGCAAUAAGGGCCAGAGCGACGCUUCUGAUCCAGAAAUUCUACGAGUCAUACUUGGAAAUAUCAAAUGGGUCCUUGAUUUCUCGCAUUACAUCCUGAGCGAGGUAUUUGACUUAGCAGAUGAGUUUGAAGACCUGUUUACAGACCAAGAGGUCUUCGCCCAGAAACUGAAAACGGUCAACUCUGUUCCCCUCCUAAUCCUACUCUCAAGCAUGUCUCGCGCUUUCCUCCGCUUCAUCUGUCGUGGUCUCCGCGGUGUCCACGGAGCCUUCGCCAAACUUAACCCCGCAAUGCUACCUCCAGAUUCAAGAGUCUACUACACAGAGAUCUGCCACGCUCUAGACAACUCCCCCGUCCGCAUAGAUAUCUACGAGAAAUUCCUCGCAAGCGUCGACUCCGCCGUCAAACACGCCUACCAAGGGGCGGGCUUCGGAGACGCAGAACGACCAGGCCCCGAAAAGGAACUCCUCGUUAAUGCGCGAAUCCCACCUGUCCUCGUGACUGCAGUCUCAACAGUACUCAAGCACAAUAUCCCAGCGCUCAAAUCAGAAAUCAACUACAAAGAUAUCCUCCUAACUGACUAUAGCUGGCUUGGUUAUGGGAAUGAUGCCCGAACGGCUAUGUACCGUAAACAUCGGGAUGUUGACAUCCUGAAGAAAAUUGUGCUGCGGCCGACGCUUGCCGUGGGACGGAGUGGAAGGGUUGUUCAACCACAGAAGAGGAGGAGAUGUGUGUUGUCCCUGUGGGGGGGCAGCAGCGGAAUCAUAUACCUGCGAUGA
Penicillium angulare is the source of this 2685-nucleotide messenger RNA. RefSeq names its product mediator of RNA polymerase II transcription subunit 16. Gene Ontology annotation, cellular component: mediator complex. The record is from RefSeq and is a predicted model, not a curated record. The coding region runs from base 1 to 2685 and encodes 894 amino acids. Lineage: Eukaryota; Fungi; Ascomycota; Eurotiomycetes; Eurotiales; Aspergillaceae. The transcript has 12 exons. Gene Ontology annotation, molecular function: protein binding. Gene Ontology annotation, biological process: positive regulation of DNA-templated transcription.